AUGGCAUCCUCCAGCUCGUCGACACCCAUUCACGGCAACUACCACGGGUACUACAUCAAGCGACCCUUCGCGAACGACCCACGGGUCGCCGUCCUCCCUGCCUCCAUCUUCGAAGGUGCACGCGUGCUAGACGUAGGAUGCAACGAAGGCUGGGUGACGUGCGAAAUUGCACAGUCGAAGGGCGCGAAGAAGGUUGUCGGCGUGGACAUCGACGACAAGCUCGUCAGGUUGGCGUGGAAGCGGAGGCGUCACGUCUGGACACUGCAAGAUCCUUUUACUUCGGGGAAGCAUCAGGAAGAGCAUGAAACUCAGCCUGUCCGAAAGCGCAGGAAGGUCGACGGUGACAACGGAGAAGCUGAGGCUUCGAAGCCCUCCUUGCAGGCAGACUACUUCCCCGCGUCGUUUGAACAUAUGUUCAGUCCGCUACCUAUCCCUCCGGUUGACUACCCAGAUGGCCCUGGGAGAACCGAGUUCCCGCAUAACUUGACGUUCCGCGCGGCGGACUGGGUGAACAAUGAGAUUCUGGAGGAUAAGGAAGGCUAUGAUGCUGUGCUCGCGUUCUCAAUAUCCAAGUGGAUACACCUGAACGGCGAGGACGAAGGGCUGAUGCGCUUCUUCCGACGCGUUCAUUCCGUCCUGAGGGUAGGAGGCACCUUCGUACUGGAACCUCAGGAAUGGGAGUCGUAUCAUAAAGCGAGGCGAAUGAACCCGAAACUCAAGAGUCUGGAACACCUGAAGUUGCGUCCAGACGACUUCGAAAGGAUACUGCGCGACAUUGGCUUUGGUCCUCCUGAGCAUCUGGGGAAGAUCGGUGAAGGAGGAUUCAAGCGACCAAUUGAUGUCUACACGAAGUUGAAUUGA
This is a messenger RNA of Rhodofomes roseus, 861 nucleotides long. RefSeq names its product Bin3-domain-containing protein. The transcript is spliced from 6 exons. The record is from RefSeq and is a predicted model, not a curated record. Bases 1 to 861 code for a protein of 286 amino acids. Gene Ontology annotation, biological process: snRNA modification. Lineage: Eukaryota; Fungi; Basidiomycota; Agaricomycetes; Polyporales; Fomitopsidaceae. Gene Ontology annotation, molecular function: snRNA binding; O-methyltransferase activity; RNA methyltransferase activity.